Molecule: messenger RNA, 3361 nt
Organism: Platichthys flesus (European flounder)
Lineage: Eukaryota; Metazoa; Chordata; Actinopteri; Pleuronectiformes; Pleuronectidae
Product: centrosome and spindle pole-associated protein 1
Exons: 29
Coding region: 1-3249 (1082 amino acids)
Biological process (GO): positive regulation of cytokinesis
Cellular component (GO): spindle pole; microtubule; centrosome
Source: RefSeq, a predicted model, not a curated record
AUGGCUCCAGCCUCUGCAGUACAAGGAGCAGACUCUGAUCCAGACAGAGGGUGGGGCUUGAGUUUUCUGCUGGGGACAGACUAUGAAAGGAAGAAACAGAAACUCAACCAGGAGCGUCAGCUGGAAUACCAACUUUACAUUGCCGAGAAAAAGGAAGUGAAAACCAGUGAACCUCGUCCAGAACCACAAGUUGUCUUCCUACCUGUUAUCGAGAAGAAAACCGCUCAGGAAAAGUUGAGAGAGGAGAGGAAGAAAGAAUUCAACCUCUUGCUCAAGGAAAAAGCUCAAAGCAGAACUCCUCCUAUUCCUUUUAAGCCUGGACAGGUGCAAUAUUCAGAUGCUGGACACAUUUCUUCUCCAGCUUCUCCCCUGCCCACCUCCAACCACCAAACAAACACGCCCCCUCCAAUCAGGAGGGUCACUGCCAAGAGAGAUACGGCCACGUGGACUGAGCCAGAGAAUAAUGGAAAAAGCGGAGGGCCCUGGAAUCUAACCCAACAUCGAUUUCGUCGGGACAAACAGGAGAUGGAGGCCCCUACUGUUCAUGACCAGAACAACAACGACUUGCUUUGGAACUCAGACCUGCACAUGCAAGACAGCAGGAGGAGGUCUGCAAGAUAUGGUCCUGUCACCAGCAAGGAUGAAGCUGAGUUUGCUACUGGAUUACUUAUUGGGGCAACAGAAGAGAAGGGGGCCUCUCAGAUGAGGAAAGAACAGUACAAGCAGGAGCUUCUGAAACAAAUUGCUGAGAAGAAGAGAAACAAGUUUAGGGAGAGGAACCUUGAGCUCAGGGCUGGAGCCACUGGAGCCACAGACCCUGAGCAGAAGGUAGAUCUGGAGGCCGAGGAGAUGGAACCCAAUCCACAGAGAGGGCCCCCGGGAAGGUUCCAGGUGGAGCCCAGCACAGCUCUCCGUCAGCUGCCAGGAAACACAGAGCCAGCACAAGGUGUCCCCUCACUGGGUUAUUUCAAUGAUGCCUACCACAGGGACUUUUCCAACAUGCUGGGAGAGGUGACCAUUCCGAGGGUUGCUGGUGUUCCACCUCCAAUUCCUCCCACUGUAAAUGAUAUUUACAGGACACCAUAUGAUGCAGCUUAUUAUUAUUAUGGUUCAAGAAAUCCACUGGAACCGAAUAAUCCUCAACAUCAAAAUCCUCAGCGUGGAUGGGUGCAGCCGCCUGGGACUCUCUAUCCUCCUCUGAUACCUGGUCGCCGCACUGAUGCAUCUGCCCUUGCUAUUGGAGAGUUUCCUGAAGACAAGUCCAAGAAAUGGAGAGAGAGUGAAGUGAGUCACCAGGAGGCCCUCAAGCAGCAGAUCCAAGGAAGUGAGGAGCGUAAAAGAAGAGAAAAAGAAGAGAAGUUGCGAUAUGAGGCUGAGACGGAAGCUGAGAUGUUGGUGUACAACCCCUGGGGACGAAGCGGGGGAGGCGCUCCGAUUAAAGACCAAAAGGGCAAUCUCAUCAGCGACUUAAGUCAAAUGCACAGGAUCAACAUGGAGCUGUACAACAAUCCUGCUCUCAAGAAUCGUGAGCAAAACCUCUCAAUGAGGAAUGGGGACACUCUCGCUCCCCUCCCUCAGCGGAUACCAGUUUUAAAUGAUCAACCAUCUCCACAGCGACUCAACCAGCAGGAAUCAUACAUAGUGGACCUGAAACAGCAGAUGGAGGAAAACAGGAGAAAGAAGGAGAAGGCGACAGAAAGAAAGAAGAUGGAGGAGGAGAACGAUAUGAGGAGGAUAGUGGAGGAAUGUGCCCGCCUCCAGCAGAAAUAUGAAGAGGAGCAAAGAAGGCACAAAGAGAAGCAUAAGGUAAACAGCAGUUCCAAUCAACCUGACACACAUUUGCAGAAGAAGGAAAAGAAGGUGAAGCAGGAACAAGAGACGGUGGAAGAGGUGCCUCGGAGCACCAGAGACAGAGAGGAGGAGAAAACCACUCCUCACGAGCAGCGAGAGAAGUCUCCUCCCAUCCCAACCCUGCGGAGGAAGACACACAUUGUGGCAUCCAGACCUUCCUCUGGGAUAGAAGAAAGCAAGAGAGAGGAGGUGAACCUGAGAGAACAAAUGAGGAUUUUGGAGGAAAAGACCCAGAAGCAGGAAGAAGAGACGGAGGAAAAGGUGCCUCGGAGCACCAGGGACAGAGAGGGGGGGAGCACACCUUUGAGUUACAAGCAGCGAGAGAAGUCUCCUCCCAUCCCAACCCUGCGGAGGAGGACACAGUUUGUGGCAUCCAGACCUUCCUCUGACCGGGAGCGCACUGCGUGGGCACCACACUCAGUCCCUGGGAAAAUGGCCCCACCGCCACGAGGUAAGACUGUCCUAGCCCAAACUUCUAAAAAUCAAAUCCAUCCAUGUCCCUACUCACUCCCCCCUCUGCUUGGUCUAUCCCCGAAAGAUGAAGUGAUCCGAGAGCUGUCAGUCCUUCGCAGGCACCUGAGGAAAGAGCAAAUGCAACUGGAGGCCCAGAUGAAGCAAACAGAUCGACAGGAGAGCAGCCACCCUCCCUCCAUCAGGAGCAGCAGACGACCCAGAGCGGCUGCAGCUGUGCACGGGGAGGCCGAGCUGCCGUCCACGUCCAGAACCGACCCAGUCCCUGCUCCAGUUAACACAAAAAACCCCUGUGAGUUCAACAAGCUUAAAUACAGGGACUCGUCAUCUCGUGAGGAGGCUCUCCAGAUGUACCCCGACAACCCCCCCACUGGUGUACAGACUCUGGACGUCCAGCAGCAGGCCCUCCUCCAAGAGUAUAGACGCCAAAUCGGCCUCAUGAGGAUACGAGAACAUGCUGACCGUGACCUCUGGAAGGUGUAUCUGAACUGUUAUCAUCACGCGAACAAACCUUCGCCCCUCGUCCUGAAGGACUCCUUGUUUCCAUCUCAGUCACCUUUUACAGGUGGUUACACUGGGGACGUGUGUGGACAGCAGGCUAAUCGGGUGGGAUCCCCUCGGCCGUCAACGGAGCACCAAGAGAGGACGACCCGACGAAGGAGACGAGCUAUUUUCGUGAAUCAGAGGGAGCCAGACGUUGAGCCAGACGUUGAGUCUCCGAAGUUGCCGACCAGCCAGAACGAGGGGCUGUCCCUUGACGAAGAGGACUUCUGGUCUCUGAGGUCUGCCCCGGAGAGGCGUGUCUCUGUGGAGAGCGUCGCCACAGAGCCCUGGCUGCGGCCUGGCACUUCGGCUUCUUUGAGAGGCUCAGCCUGUAGAAAGAGGCUGGAUACUCCAUCGCCCGGCCUCACACACCGUGUCACGUAGCUCGUGUCCAAGGAGGGAAAACUGCACCUGAAGUUUGCUGACCUCUCUUCUCUAUAUGUACAAGUGGUGGACAAUAAAAGGCUUAAUAGAUAACAGAGUCCGUGGGUAAGAA